AUGACGCUACGUGUUUUGUUUUUCGGUCUCUCUCUCUCUCUCGCCCUCUCCUCAAUUUCUUUCCUCUUCUUCGUCUCCCCUUUAUUCAUUCAUUCUAUCACUCCCCCCCCAUUUCACCUAAAUUCUUCUCUCUUCGUGUCAGUCUCUUUUUCUUUCCCCUGCUUCUCUUUAUCUGAGAAAACACAUCAACUUAGACAUUGGCCAUUUCAUUUCUUUCUUUCUUUCUUUCUUUCUUUCUUUCUUUCUUUCUUUCUUUCUUUCUUUCUUUCUUUCUUUGUCAUAGUGUCAUUUCUUUUCCUUCCUUCCGUUUUUGUCUUCCUUCCUUCCUUCCUUCCUUCCUUCCUUCCUUCUGUUGUCCAUGUGUGUUUCUCUCUCUGUCUCUCUCUCUCUCUCUCUCUGUCUCUCUCCUCUCUCUCUCUCACUCUCUCUCUCUCUCUCUCUCUCUCUCUGUGUCUCUCUGUCUCUCUCUCUCUCUCUGUCUCUCUGUCUGUCUCUGUCUCUCUCUCUCACUCUCUCUCUCUCUCUCUCUCUCCCUCUCUCUCUCUCUCUCUCUCUCUCCCUCUCUCUCUCUGUCUCUCUCUGUCUCUCUCUCUCUCUCUGUAUGUGUAUGUAUGCGCGCGCAAUUAA
Molecule: messenger RNA, 627 nt
Organism: Acanthosepion pharaonis
Lineage: Eukaryota; Metazoa; Mollusca; Cephalopoda; Sepiida; Sepiidae
Source: the annotation of a GenBank genome assembly